UUUAAAGUGACAUUUGAUUCGCUGUUCAAGGUAUGGUGAUGUUUAUGUGUUUUUGUGUUACAUCUGUGGUUACAGUUGACUCAAAAAACGCAAAAAAUGGAUGAGAACAUACCCCCAUUUAGUGGGGAUUUUAAUCUAAAUGAGUUACAAGGUAUAGACGAUAUCCUAACAAACUGCGAAAACGAAUUGAUGAAGAGCAAUGAGCUGUUCCCAGAAGAUGCCCUAUUUUCCCAGCUUGACCCUCUCUUACCCAUGGACGAUGUCAGCUUCGAUUUGGGAAAUAUCAGCGAAACUACGUUUCUGGACCCUCAGACCCUCUCACCUCUCAAGCAGCAAAAUCCUGUGUUCAACUCCCAGAAUUUUCAAUCAAAUCAGUUUGCAAACGCCCAAAACCGGCAAGCUUUCACAACAUUGAACAAGCCAGACGUGCAGCACGUCCAAAAUCCAACUGCUGUUAUCAUUUCCCAAUCACAGCCUCUUGUUUACUCCAGUUUACCAAUCCAGCAAAACAAUCAGCAACAUAUAAUCCUACAACCAAAUCCCAAAUCCGAACAAAUCACGAAAACGCAGCCUGUUAUUGUACAAAACCUAAACCAAAUCCCUUCUGAUAAAAUGCAACAGCUGUUGCUCCAAGCGAAAAUUGUUAAAACUAAUCCCCAACCUACUGUCAUGUACGCUACUACAGCCGCUUCACCUCAACCUUCUUUGCAUACUUUGGUGAAUAGCGGCACUCAGAUUUUGACCACUGGAAUCCCUUUGGUCCUAGACACUGAGAAUAAAGUUCCCAUCAAUAGGAUUCCUCAAGGGACUGGGAAGGAGCCCAAGGUUAAAGAGGUGAAGAGGAGUGCUCAUAAUGCUAUCGAGAGGAAGUACAGGACCAGCAUUAAUGAUAAGAUUGUCGAAUUGAAAAAUAUCGUCGUGGGGACUGAAGCAAAGUUAAACAAAUCCGGAAUUUUGAAGAAAACAAUCGAAUACAUCCGCUUUUUACAAAACUCAAACACACGUCUGAAACAAGAAAACAUGGCUCUGAAAAUGGCCGCUCGUCAAAACACUCUCAAAGAUUUGCUAACGACGGGCAAAAAUAUGGAAUAUCCCCCUCAAGACACUCCUCCCCAUUCGGACAUUUCGUCCUCAUCACCCGACCACUCCUUACCAUCAAGUCCCGAGUGUUCGACAUUUAUUAAGGAUGAGAGUGACGAAGAGACCGUUGGGAUUUCCAAAGGUCUUUUGGACCAAACCCGAAUUACAAUGUUCAUGUUUAUGUUGGCGGUCAUUUCCUUUAAUCCUUUUGGUAUCGUCCUGAAACAGUUUGCUUCCUCAGAUCAGGAGGUGUCAAGUGUUGGACGAAAUAUUUUGUCGUCAGGUGACGGCCAAACGCCGUUUUCGUUUGGUUCCUCGUUGAUGCUUUGGUUCAUAAAUCUGAUGGUUUUGGGUUUUUGCUUGGCCAAAAUGUUUGUUUACGGCGACCCUGUUAUUCCGAGUAGUUCAAAGGAGGCGCAGAAAUUCUGGCGCCAUCGAAGACAGGCCGAUAUUUGUAUCAAAGCGGGUGAUAAACUCGAAGCAAAGCAGGAACUUCGGAGGUGUCUCCAAACUUUCGGUAUAACAUUAGCAACGAGUCGUUUCGAACUCGUGUUGUCGCUGUGCUGGCAAGUGUUCCGUCAAGUUAUGCACCGGUUAUGGAUCGGGCGGUGGUUGUCUAGACACGUCGGAGGUUUUUUCGUCGACGGAGCCACGCGAUACGAAGCUCUGACUUCCUGCCGCGAACUUUCUUUGGUUUAUCACGACUUACAUCAGCUCCAAUUGGUGGAUGGGCCGGAAGAGACUUGUCAUCUCCUCGGCUUGACAACUGCAUUAAGUGCACUGAACUUGGCCGAAGCGGCGAAACCCAAAAUGAAGUCGGUUCAAAUGAUCGACAUUUACGUCGCCUUGGCUUUGAGGAUUAAAGCCUCGUGUUUGAAUAUUUUACAAGGGAUCCAGAGAUAUUACCUAGGUCUGGCGAAGUUAGCAUCGACCAAUUCUUGCGAUCCGAUUCCGCCGAGGUUGCAGUGGCUGUUGACUCCUCACGGGUUCAAGUUUUUCCUUUCGCAGAGGUUUCUCUACGAUGCCAAAGCCACGAAUUUGCCUUUUAGUUGUAUUGGCAACGUUUCCGAUCCCUUGUCCUUCGCUAUGAAGUCGUAUAGAGAACAUUUACUGGAAACUGCACUACAAACUUUAACGACUCCCGGUAAUAAAAAUGACGUAUAUGAAGACAAAAAGACGGACAUUACGGACGUGUCAACUUACGUCCAUUUGUUGCUUGAAAAUGUUGCCACCGAUGUACACACAGUUUUUAAUUCGAGUCAGGCGCACAGUAAUUGUGACGAAAUAGCCCACUGGUGGACUUCAGUCGUCGAUGUGGCCUCUCAUUGGCUCCUUGGAGAGGAGAACAUCGAUGAUGUGUAUAAAAAAGUUGAAAAUAUACCAGAAUCAUUGUUACAUCUCGAAAAUCCGCUUCCUAAAGCCGUGAUUGGCGCCUUUGUGGCUAGGAAAAAUUAUCUUACUGCUGGAUCGAGUGUUUCGCAUAAGAAAAUUCUGAAGCAGUGUGAUCACGCCAGUCAGUUGUUAACCGACAGUCUGACCUAUUCCAGCUGCAAAUCACAGGAUAAUUUGAUUUUGUUGUGUCAACUGCUGGUGUGCGACUGGAUCCUUGAAACCAGAACGUCCCUUUGGGAGGACUCAGUUGAGGCAUCAACAACGCCGAUCCCAGUCCCUAACAAUGUCCUAACGGCGUUCCAAAAAGAUUUAUCUUCAUUGCGAACCCUAGCCCAAAAUAUUCCCAGCGCGUUGCCUCGGGUCUUUCUGUACGAAGCUACCGCCCGCUUGAUGGCGGGUGCAGCCCCAGGCCGCACUCAGCAGCUCCUCGAUCGCAGUUUGCGACAGCGUCACGCUCGUUCGUCGAUGAUUUGCGGCAAAGGCGAUAAAAACCAACAGGAUGUUGGAGGAGAGCGCCAACACGCGACGGCUUUGUAUAUGGCUUGCAAACAUUUGCCCGGUCAAUUGAUGUCAUCGCCUGGAGAAAGGGCCGGAAUGUUGGUCGAAGCAGCGAAAACUAUGGAACGAAUCGGCGAUAAAAAGAAACUGCAGGAAUGCUAUAAGCUGAUGAAGACACUCGGUGCCAACUCGGCCACGAAUUAGCGUAGUUAAUUUUUAUAGCGGGCGUAAAACGUGAUGUUUAUGUCGGGUUUUGAUUUUAAUUAUUUGAUGUGACAAUAUUUAUUUUGUACAAAUUCUUUUUAAUAAAUAGUGUGUGAGAA
Tribolium castaneum (red flour beetle) is the source of this 3293-nucleotide messenger RNA. RefSeq names its product Sterol regulatory element binding protein (gene SREBP). Lineage: Eukaryota; Metazoa; Arthropoda; Insecta; Coleoptera; Tenebrionidae. The record is from RefSeq and is a predicted model, not a curated record. Gene Ontology annotation, molecular function: protein dimerization activity; RNA polymerase II cis-regulatory region sequence-specific DNA binding; DNA-binding transcription factor activity, RNA polymerase II-specific. Gene Ontology annotation, biological process: regulation of transcription by RNA polymerase II. Bases 97 to 3174 code for a protein of 1025 amino acids. The transcript has 9 exons. Gene Ontology annotation, cellular component: nucleus.